GAGGAAGAAGGAGACAAAGAAGUAACGAAGAACUAUCUCUCUAUCUCUCGACCUCUAUCAACUCACUAAACACACUCACACAUCAAGAGAUAUCGUAGCAAAAAAAAAGGUACAUCAAGAAAAAAUGGCUCAAUUCAUGAAGAUACUCGUGGCAAUGGCAUUAACAAUCGCAAUCACGGCCGUCAUCAGCACAACUACCUCUAAAACCACCACUACUACCGCAACACUUUCUCUUGAAGACCCUUUUAAGAAUCUUAACCCGCCAGGAGCGGCUAAGAUCAGGCCUAGUCGAUUCUUGGCCCAAAAGGUCGACCAGGGUCAAGGACCUAAAGCCCGCAACCCUAAUGCAGCUGACCAUUGCCACAAGGAGCCAGAGAUCUGCAGCAGCAGCUAUUACAGCACCGGAGCAAACUCUACAAUGGCUUGUUGCAACAACAAGUGUAUGGAUCUAUCAACCGACGACAAAAACUGCGGUGCGUGCAAGAACAAGUGCAAAUUCGGGCAAACGUGUUGUCGCGGUCAGUGCGUUUACGUGGCUUACGAUAAACGCCAUUGCGGUGAGUGUAACCAUCGUUGCGAACUUGGCGAGCUCUGCGUCUACGGACUCUGUAACUACGCCUGAUGAAUCAAUCAAUCAUUCAUUCUCGUCACUAAAAAAAAACAUAAAAAAAAAACAAAUUUAAGUAAAAUAUACGGAUGAUUUAUUUUACAUGGACGCUAAUCAAAGAAAAGGUCGGUCCAAUUAAUUAUUUACUAAUAUAUAAUUGAUUAAGUGUUGUGUGUAUUUUGGAUUCCCAUAUUGUUUUGAGGGGUAUAUAAAAAAGAGAUCAUUUUCUACUUCUAAUGUCUACGAAUAAAAUGGAACAUCCUCGUUUCCAGUCCUCUGCUGUUUUUCCAUAGGUUUAUAUAAGAGUGUGUAUUAUAUUAUAUACACUCCAAAAUCAUCAAUAAUGUUGUUAUACUUAUACAUAAAAUAAAAUCUCU
Messenger RNA from Eruca vesicaria subsp. sativa (arugula), 984 nucleotides. NCBI's taxonomy places the organism in Eukaryota, Viridiplantae, Streptophyta, Magnoliopsida, Brassicales, Brassicaceae. The record is from the annotation of a GenBank genome assembly.